This is a messenger RNA of Nilaparvata lugens (brown planthopper), 2259 nucleotides long. Its product is annotated as transcription initiation factor IIA subunit 1. Gene Ontology annotation, biological process: transcription initiation at RNA polymerase II promoter; transcription by RNA polymerase II. NCBI's taxonomy places the organism in Eukaryota, Metazoa, Arthropoda, Insecta, Hemiptera, Delphacidae. The transcript has 8 exons. The record is from RefSeq and is a predicted model, not a curated record. Gene Ontology annotation, cellular component: transcription factor TFIIA complex. The coding region runs from base 283 to 1356 and encodes 357 amino acids.
UGAUCAUUUUAUUAGAAAAACCUAGAACAGCUCUAAAAUAUUUUCAAUUUUCUCGUAGAUAUUAGCUAAUUAAAUUCUACUCAAUUCAAUUAUUUAUACAUUAUAAAUAAUGAUAUACAGGAUAUGACGUUGAUAUUUUUCAUGUGUAGUGGUAUGGGAAGGUUGGAGAAAGUAUAAAAGCGCUGCAGAUCGUGACGAAGUCGGCUUCGAAGCCCACCCUUAUGUGGGGAUAUUAUAGAUUUUAUGGUGUUCUCAGAUAUUAUUAAUUGAAUCAUCUUGACCAUGAGUCAGUCAGGAGUUUUGAAGCUGUACUCGACAGUGAUCGACGACGUGAUAUCCGGCGUGAGGGAGUCGUUCCUAGACGAGGGCAUAGACGAGCAGGUAUUGCAAGAGCUGAAGCAGAUAUGGGUGUCGAAGCUGAUGUCUAGUAAAGCGGUGGAAGUGCAACCGGAUCCACCCGAGCCACAAGCGGUAGUCAACAAUGUGCAGAAAGAUGCCAAGUCUGGAAUUCAACAUGUUGUUUCAACCCAGCAUCAUCAACAGCAACAUCACAUUUUACAACAACAACAACAGCAGCAGCAGCAGCAACAGCAGCAGCAACAACAGCAGCAGCAACAACAGAGCACUUCGAAUUUCCUACAAGACUUCAGCAACAAGCUAGUACCUAUUCAGAUAACGUUACCGCCUCAACAGGGAUCAGCUGAUCUCCAUCAAAGAGUACUUACUAUUCAAGUUCCUGCCUCAGCACUCCAAGGGAACCAGCUUCAUUCAGUGCUGACUGGAUCGGUGAUCUCAGCCACGAUGGCUCUUCCCCAACAUCUGGCUUCAACCCUCCUCCAACAGCAUGUCACGGCAGCCCUACAGGGACAGACUGCUAUUGGUGGUACUGCUUCUCAACCUCAGGUGCAAUCUUCUCAGCAGAAUAUUAGUAAUAAUCAAAUUCUAAAUCAUAAUAAUUCGCAAGUCAACGAUAAUAGGCAGUUAUUUGGACACCAGACUGGAUCCGGGGCCUUAUCACAACUAGAUGGUACAAACGACACUUCAGACGACGAGGAUGAAGAUGAUGAUGAUGAAGAGGAGGAAGACAUCGAUGACGAUGAUGAUGUCGAUGAAAAGGACGAUGAGGAAAACGAGGACAACGAUAAUGCUGCUGAAGAGGAGCCAUUAAAUUCUGGAGAUGAUGUGAGCGAGGAAGAUCCAGGCGAUAUGUUCGAAACUGAUAAUGUCGUGGUCUGCCAGUAUGACAAGAUCACAAGAAGCCGCAACAAGUGGAAGUUCUAUUUGAAAGACGGCAUCAUGAAUUUGGGCGGAAAGGACUUCAUUUUCCAGAAAGCCAACGGUGAUGCUGAAUGGUGAAAAUGAUGAUGAUUAUGAUGAUGAUGAUAUCAGUGACCAAGAACAGGUGCUUGAUGUUCCUAGAAUCGUAAACUGAAACUAGAUCCUUGUUAUUGGACAGUAUGCGGCCUUAGCUAUUUUGAACACUUGGAUUUCUAUUACAAGGGCUUCAACUAUACAGAAUAAAGUGUGAUUUAUACAAAUAGUUUUAUAACUAAAAACAUGGGAGAGUAGUAAUAGUUAUUUUACUUGGCAAUCAUGCUGUCUUUAGCGAUUCUAGAAUUUUUCUCGUUGAAUUAGGUACCAAUUUAAAUAUUUUUUCUGUGUUUGUUAUUUCACCAUCUUGUUGAGAGAUUAGAAAAUGUUCAGUAUGAUAUUAUUUUCUGUACAUUUCUUCAUUUGUGUUGAUUAUUUUUUAUUUAAUAAAUACAGUAACAAUUCACCAACAAUGCCUUAUGAUUUCAAUGCUUUGCCAAAUAGAAAUAAUAAGUUACAUCAAUUCCACAAUACCUCAAUGAUCUAAUCAGUAAACAAUAAGGUUCAAGAUGAUACAGAUAAUCUCAAUUAAAUCAAUUUUAUUUCCACAUACAAAAAAAUAGAUUCUUGAAUUACUAUACAGAGUAAAUUAAACAUAAUUUAUUGUUUGAACAUUCAAUCUUUCUUACACUUAAUAAUAUAUAGUACAAAGUGCAACACUACUGGCUUAGUAAUACUUCACCGCCAGUAGGAGUAGCAAUAAUUUAUUAUUACAAAAGGAGAAGCUAACCAUUUUUCAGAACUCAAGGAUGUAGCUCUAGUACAGUAAUCCAUAGCCUAACAACGAAAACCUGUGACUUUAAGGAUAGUUCAACAACCUUUAAAUUAAAUUUCAAAUUGGCAAAUAAAUAAAAUUACAAUAUUGUCGAAUAUGAGUUGAACUUUAAC